Molecule: messenger RNA, 3509 nt
Organism: Coccidioides immitis RS
Lineage: Eukaryota; Fungi; Ascomycota; Eurotiomycetes; Onygenales; Onygenaceae
Product: cyclin-like protein (Clg1)
Exons: 3
Coding region: 536-1885 (449 amino acids)
Biological process (GO): regulation of cyclin-dependent protein serine/threonine kinase activity
Cellular component (GO): nucleus; cyclin-dependent protein kinase holoenzyme complex
Molecular function (GO): cyclin-dependent protein serine/threonine kinase regulator activity; protein kinase binding
Source: RefSeq, a predicted model, not a curated record
UUCACUCCCUCUAGUCCUUUGACGCUGCUCCCUUGCUCCAUCCCGUCACCGUCUCCUCUCCUCCUGACUAGCUCUCUCUGCUUCAGCUUCGAAACGAGCUUUUCACUAAGUCUCGUUCCUCGGCCGCUUUCAAAUCCUCACUCUGGGAGCUUUGCACGAUAUCUCGGCAGUUAUAGAUUCCUUUGACCUUUGAUUUCUUUCCUUUUUUUUUUUUUCCUUUUUUCGCCUUUUUUGUCCUUGUUCUUUAUUUUUGACUCCGGCUUAUAACGACUUGUCUGCCUCCUCUCUGUCCCAAAGUGCUCUUGAGCCUGUGGCUUGCCAGCCUGCUUCUCGCGCGCCGUAUACCCUUGGGAAAGUAAUCGACACCGCUUUCCAAUGUCGCAGUGCUAGGGGUCUCUCUUAUCUUUCUAAAGACGUCUGCAGAGCUUCGGCUCGUCGUCGAAGUUCUUGAAGCUCGGGACCUGGGAUAGGGUGUAGAAAAGGCUCUCUGCCGUCUACAUCUUCUUCCUCGACCCAGCUCCACCUUCUCUGCACCAUGCCGUCCUUCUACUCUGCUGCCAUGAACAAUGGCUUCCCACCAACUCCUCCCCACGUCCAUCUCGGUAAUCGAAUGGAGGUUGAUCAGGCUUACUAUCCUCCUGGUCACCCAGCCUAUCCUGUGAGAUAUGCAAACGGCUGCGACUGCACCGACCAGUACCCGUCGUCGACGGGGUACUGCCAGCGCCAUCCGCUGUCAACACACCAGCAGUCGUUGCGUUCCGCUCGUGCCAAUCGAGAAAUGAAGGCAACCAACACUAUGCUAUCUCGACAGACCAUGUACCCGUCCAUGAAUGCUGGUUCAAAUCUUCCUCCCCUGAGAUCGAACACGACGCUCCCGCCCAUGGACAGCGCCGUCCCACCUCAGUACAGACGUCGCGAACCAUCGACUCAGUCAGACCAGAGACCCAAGGAGCAAAAGUCAACUGGCGGAGUUGCAGCACAUUUGGAUUACGAUAUGGAUCAAAUGACAGAUUUUGUGGCAGAAAUGGCCCAGGGAAUCGUUUACCCAGGCACGACAGUAUCGCGACAGUUUAGGAAAUACGUCUAUCAGAUUCUUUCGUCGACCCGUUUACCUAGCUCCACUAUCCUUUUAGGCCUGUACUAUCUCUCCUCAAGAAUGCGGAUGCUCUCUACGGGGGAAGUAUAUGCAUCCGGGACCGGAGAAGUUUAUCGCAUGCUCACGAUCGGCUUAUUACUUGGCAGCAAGUUCCUCGAUGAUAACACAUUUCAGAAUCGAUCGUGGUCGGAGGUCAGCAACAUCCCUGUUUCGGACUUAAACUCAAUGGAGUUGGACUGGUUGUUUGCAUUUGAUUGGAAGAUCCAUAAUCGCAUCCACAGUCAGAAUGAUGGAUUUUUGACUUGGAAGGCACACUGGGAUACCUGGCGUGCAAAGUCCGAUGCUCGAGUCUAUCACGAGUCUCGCACGAAGUUGGCUCCGAUUGACACGAGCAUCCAGCGACACAGUUCGAUCCCCAAGCCUCUGCUAUCCCCAGAGGGACCGAUUCCACCACAGUACCAGAGAGGCGGGUGGUUGACGCCAAUGAGCUCGGACUAUUCACCGCCAUCUGCACCUCACACUGGCCCCACCACGCCGGAUUACUACCAAGCCGCCCCAUGGCCAUUUAAUAAUCCGGCUCCAUUUUCACGAACUUGGGUCCUUCCUCAGCAAUUUGUUGCGUCUCGCUCUCAGCCGCCAUCGUAUCGGCCAACCCCAUCUUAUGUUCAAGGAUUUUCCCCAACGGCAUGGACUGGCCAUGGCAGUGCGUGUGGUUGUUUGUACUGUGCCAAGAGCCAGGAGCAUUAUCUCCCAGCAAUGCCGUUUGGUGUCCAGCCGGUGGCAGGAUGAGUUUCACUUCUCCAGACCGUUCCUAAUUUGUUCAAAGUACACCUGUUUAAUGACGCGCGAAAUUCAAAUGCGACGACUUAAUGCAUCGAUUAUAGCGAAGCGAACCUUCCUCUUACGUGCGUUUCUUGAGUGUCUCAAGAGGACCCAAAAAAAAUCGUCUACAAAAAUUGUUUGGUGUCGGAAAAAAGUCUUUCUGCAAGCCCAUGGAUCCCACGAGAAUUUGGAACUCGUCCAGCAUGUGGCUUCUUUUCUUCUAUACUCAUUCUCACGAGCGGAAAUUCGCCUUUCGUGUGUGUUCAUUUGAUUUUUCCCGAUUUGCAUUUCAUCGUUUUCGCUCCUUUGUUGCUUUGAUCUUUUUUUAUUCUUCCAAGCUGGGGAUGAUCUCACGUCUACUACUUUCCGUAUUCAAGUGUUCGAGGAUGACUUUAUGAUUUUAUUGCUUCUUUCUAUGCUUUUCUAUUUUCUCUCGCUAUUUCUCUUCUCCCCCUUUUUUUGACCCAGCAAAUUCCCUUUUGGCAUUUUCCUGGAGGCGCAUUUUCCCCGGUAUAGAACAACUUCAUUUUCACUUUUUUUGACUGGUUGAAACUUACAUCGAAGUCUUCCUGGCGUUUCAGUGUUCUUUUUUAUCCCCUUUAAUUGAUGUUUGCACUGCGACCUUUUUGGCCGGCUUCUAAGUGUCUCUUUGUUCCAUAGGUUGUUAACAGUUGAGCCUGUUUGCUUGUCACUGCGUCUUGUCUUGUUGCAGAUUUGCUGCAAGAACCAGUGCUAGUUUGAGCUCUUUGAACAAGAUGCCCUUUGAGACAGUUGUCGGCCUAACUUACCCCUUCUUUUUUUUGUGGCAUAUAUCUCCCUUUGUUUUGCCUUGUUUCUUCCUCUUUAUUAUUAUCCCGGAUCUUUCCCGCCAUUCUGUGUGAUUCCGCUUCCAUCUCUACCAAAAAUACUCGAAAAAAUGCUGCCGUCGGAUUUUCGGCCGAUCUUUCUAUUGUUGAUUUUUUUUACCACUAAUCCCACAUUUCGUCAGAUUCUUAUUGAAUUCGCUUCACUGUUUUGAAAAAAUGACUAGUUUGGUUUGGUUGAGGAAUGAGAUACCCUCAAUUGUGUUUUACGGUCCCAUGUUUGAAAGGUGGGAAUGUUUCCAGUCUUUUUGCUUUUGUUUUAAACUUGCGAGAGUUUCAAUAAGAAGAUGAUUUUCAGGGAGGAUGAAUUAUGCUUUGUGUUUAUUUGAGAGGGAAAAUUUAGUGUUGUGCGAUUAACAUGUCUGACUUGCUUCAGUUGAGAGAGUUGUCUGUCUUUCUUCAGUUUUAUAUCCUUCUUAUGCGCUGGGGUGUUCUACAUAUGCAAAAUUAGCUGAGAGUACAGAGUAGUUGUGGACAGAUGAAAAAUUGAAAAAAUCUUGGUGAGGGUUGGAUGAGUCUUUUUUUUCGUUGCAACAUAUUCCCUUUCCUAUUUUCCUAUUCCAAAAUCAUAUCAUGGAGGGAGGACCGGGCCAUCCUACAGGAUUUUGGAAAACGCUAAACAUGUAUUUUUAAAUCAAACAUAUUUUCUCGGAUAGUAUGGACUGGAUUAUAGAUUAGCUAUAUACAUGCUACAUAUCUUUUGAUCAGCCAAGAGAGGUUUAUUUGUU